Messenger RNA from Besnoitia besnoiti, 2463 nucleotides. Its product is annotated as thrombospondin type 1 domain-containing protein. Bases 1 to 2463 code for a protein of 820 amino acids. The record is from RefSeq and is a predicted model, not a curated record. NCBI's taxonomy places the organism in Eukaryota, Apicomplexa, Conoidasida, Eucoccidiorida, Sarcocystidae. Gene Ontology annotation, cellular component: extracellular matrix. The transcript is spliced from 10 exons. Gene Ontology annotation, biological process: cell adhesion.
AUGAAGGAGGGCGCGAGGAGACCGGCGCCCUUGCCCCGGCGGGCGUUUUCCGCGCUUCUCUUGAUCGCCGUCGUCUCGUCUCUCUUGCACGCCUCCGCGGACUCCGGUGGAGGCGCGCACAAGCCCUGGGUGGGAAACUGCCCCCGCUUCGGUUUUUCCUUCCAAGGCUCGUCUUCGCUUUUGGAGCCUGCGUUUCCGUCUGAAAGCGUCAGCGCCUGUGCUUCGCGGUGUAACAACUACUUUCCUUCGUCCUCUUUCUUUUUAUCCUCGUCGUCUACGCUCUGCCGCGGGUUCGAGUACGACCGGCGGACUCGUCUCUGUUCGCUCUUUGCCUCGCUGCCUGCGUCUCCACUCACGCGCCCGUCGCCCUUCGUGGCGUCGGGCCUCUCGCCGACGAAAACCGCCGGCAGCGUGUGCGCCACGUCGUGCCUCGUCUCGGAGUGGAGCGCGUGGGGAGCGUGCGCGGUCGGAGGCGCCUACGACGGGCAAGCACCGACCGGCGGCUUCCAGAGGCGCACGCGCAGCAUCCGCAGCUACCCUCUCUGGGGGGAAGAAAAGUGUCCCGUCCUCGAAGAGCUGAGGCCGUGCACCCGAGGGGGAGGCGACGCGGAGUGCGCAAUGGAAGGCGUCGGCGUCCUCGGCUGGGGCUGCGAGCCCGCAGGAAACUUCGCAGAGAGCGGCACCGACCGUCACUUCGUGCCGAGCUUCGAAGCCUGUCGCAGCUUGUGUCUGUCAGAUCCUGACUGCACUUUCUUUUCGCUGGAUCGCCGGCCUCGCGCAUCCGCUGGCGGCUCCACGAACCUUCUACUCAGAGAAGGCAGCGGGAACGCGAGCCCAGAGGCCGCGACAUCGAUGCUGUGCUACCUCGUCCACGGCGCCGAGCCUGGCUGCAUGUUCCUUUCCGAGCGCUUCGUCUCAGCGCCUCGUCUUGGAGGCGCGGCGUGCCCCUUCGACUGCGUCCCCGGCGAGUGGAGCGACUGGAGCCCUUGCAGCCACCCGUGUAGCUCCGAGCAGCAGUCGAGGACUCGCGGCGUCAAGAUCUCAGCAAAAAACGGAGGAAACGAAUGCCAACUAGUCGAGUCCCGAAGCUGCCUGGGCAGCCCCAUGUACCCCCGAGUCAACUGCGCUCAAGCUGAGUGUACUUACAGCCCGUGGUCCGCGUGGUCGCCCUGCAGCAGCCCGUGCGAAGGCGGGACCCAGGAGAGGACGCGGGCGGUGCUGGCGGGCAGCGAGAGCAAGGUCUGCAACGCGGUGAAGAUGAUUCGCGCAUGCAACGACGGAGUUCCCUGUUCUCGAGGCGGCUGCAACGCGAGUUCGUUCGGCCCGUGGUCUCAGUGCAGCGCGAGCUGCGAAGGCGGACAGCGACAGAGGUCUCGGCAAGUCGAUUUCGCCUUCAACGGCGCCGGCGCGUGCGGCACACUCUCGCCGCUCCAGGUGGAAACCUGCAAUGAAGACGUGCCGUGCGCACACGAGUGCGAAUUCAGUCCAUGGGAGGAGUGGAGCGCUUGCAAGCCGACGCCGGGCGCGGGCUGCGGGACGAGGACCGGCCGGCGACAGAGACACCGCGGCAUCCUGCGAGAGAAGAAAGAUCCCUUCUCGGGGCGGGCGCUGCCCUGCGGCGACCAACCCUUCCUGGAGGUCGAGGACUGCCUUCCGCCCACCGCUGACGCGUCGUCGUGCUCGGACGCGUGCGAGAUGACGCCCUGGAUGGACUGGUCGCCCUGCAGCGUCACCUGCGGCGAGGGCGGCUGGCGGACGCGCGUCCGCUCAGUCGUGAAGCCUUCGCUUUCCUUGUCUCUCUCGGCCCUGGGGCAGACGGCGGGCUGCCCUCCGACUGUGGAGACCGCGGCGUGCACGCAGAGCGAACUCCCCCCCUGCCCCGCGCCUUCCAAGCCCGAAGCUGCGACAGGCGUCUUUGGAUCGAGGAGCGCACAUCCGGAGAGCGCUUCCUCCCUCGCCGGUUCCUUCUUCUCGAAUGGCGAGGGCGCCGCCUCAGCAGGUGUCCGUACAUCUGGGCAGGCGCCGCUCAGCCAGUCUUCUCUGAUUGUUCCGGCGGCCCCUAGCGACGUCGCAGCCAUCACGCGAGCGAUUCUGUUGAGUAUUCUCAUCACGCUUCUGGUCGUUUGCCUCUUCAUCUACUUCCGGAAGAAAGGCAUGCGCGGCCGGCGCCACAUCUACCCGCUCGACGGCGGAUGGUCAACCUCGGGGUCGCUGUCGGGCGACGCCGAAGAGGCCGCGAGCUUCGUGAUGACGCACGGCAGAGAGGAGGCAGACGCCGGAGCCGCGGCGCGCGCCGAGAACGGCGCCGCAGCUGCAGACGGCGCAGGAGCCGCGGACCCACGCGAGGAGGAAGAAGUCGAGAGCAACGCCAGCGAGAAGCUCGCAAAGGUGGACGUCGACCAAGACAUGUCCUUCUGGGACGACGACGACGAGGCGCAGACCGAGGAAAAGCGAAGCAGCUGA